CAGUCCGAAACGAAAGCCUCGCCGGAGAGGUUCAGCUAUAGAUCAGCGGCGCCUAGAUCAUAGCUUGUUAUAGAGCUAAACAUAUCAAGAUGAUGCGCAGACAACAGUCCUAUCGCUUUGAGGAUCAGGAGUCCACCUCCUAUGCCCUUCGGAUGAAUCGUCGCUUUUCAAGAGUAGAGUCCGGGGCGGACCUGAAGGAUUACUUCGAUCGGGGGGACAUCGCCUCCCGGGAGAACCGAUGGAACUUCGAGGUGGCCUGGGAGGUGGCCAACAAGGUGGGUGGCAUUUACACGGUGAUCCGAUCCAAGGCCUAUGUGUCCACCGAGGAGAUGGGUGAGCAGCUCUGCAUGAUGGGGCCCUACAAGGAGCACUGCGCCCGAACAGAAAUGGAGGAGAUGGAGUUCCCCAGGGGCAAUCCCCUGCUGGAUGCUGUCAAUACUAUGCGAUCGCGCGGUUAUAAAAUCCACACUGGCCGCUGGCUGGUCGACGGAAAUCCACAGCUGAUCCUCUUUGAUAUUGGAUCCGCCGCCUGGAAGCUGGAUCAGUUUAAGAACGAGAUGUGGGAGAAGUGCAACAUUGGAAUCCCCCACCUGGAUAUUGAGACCAAUGAUGCCAUCAUUCUGGGCUUCAUGAUUGCCGAGUUUCUGGAGGAGUUCCGCAACUUUGCCGUCUCCUACUCGCAGAACAAUGGCCUAAGUGCUCCCCGAAUUGUGGCACACUUCCACGAGUGGCAGGCCGGCGUGGGCUUGAUUGUGCUGCGCACUCGCCAGGUUGAGAUAGCCACCGUGUUCACCACUCAUGCCACACUGCUGGGUCGUUAUUUGUGUGCCGGAAACACUGAUUUCUACAACAAUCUGGACAAGUUCGCCGUGGACGAGGAGGCUGGCAAGCGCCAGAUCUACCAUCGCUACUGCUUGGAGCGGGGGGCCACCCACUUGUCUCACGUGUUCACCACCGUCUCGGAGAUUACGGGCUACGAGGCGGAGCAUCUGCUCAAGCGCAAGCCGGAUAUCAUCACACCGAACGGCCUGAACGUCAAGAAGUUCUCGGCCAUCCACGAGUUCCAGAAUCUGCACGCCGUGGCCAAAGAGAAGAUCAACGAGUUCGUGCGAGGACACUUCUACGGGCACAUGGACUUCGACCUGGACAAGACACUGUACUUCUUCAUCGCCGGUCGGUAUGAGUUCGGCAACAAGGGCGCCGACAUCUUCAUCGAGUCCCUGGCCCGUUUGAACGCCAUGCUGAAGCACGAGAAACCCGACACCACUGUGGUGGCCUUCCUGAUCUUCCCCACCAAGACCAACAACUUCAACGUGGACUCGCUGAAGGGUCAUGCGGUCAUCAAGCAGCUCCGCGACACCAUCAACAACGUGCAGCAGGCGGUGGGCAAGCGCAUGUUUGACACGUGCCUCAAGGGCCACAUCCCCAACGCUGACGACCUGUUGCAGAAGGACGAUCUGGUCAAGAUCAAGCGUUGUAUGUUCGCCAUGCAGCGCGACUCCAUGCCGCCAGUAACCACUCACAAUGUGGCCGAUGACUGGAAUGACCCGGUGCUGUCCUCCAUACGCCGCUGCCACUUGUUCAACUCAGUUCACGACCGUGUGAAGAUGGUCUUCCACCCGGAGUUCCUCACAUCCACAAACCCGUUGUUCGGCAUCGACUACGAGGAGUUUGUCCGUGGCUGUCAUCUGGGAGUCUUCCCCUCAUACUACGAACCCUGGGGCUACACUCCCGCAGAGUGCACGGUGAUGGGUAUUCCCAGUGUGACCACCAAUCUGUCCGGAUUCGGCUGCUUCAUGCAGGAGCACAUCAGCGACCCCAAGUCCUAUGGCAUCUACAUCGUCGAUCGGCGCUACAUCGGCCUGGAGAACAGUGUCCAGCAGCUGUCCAGCUUCAUGAUGGAGUUCUCGCGCCUGAAUCGCCGCCAGCGCAUCAUCCAGCGCAACCGCACGGAGCGACUGAGCGACCUGCUCGACUGGCGCACCCUGGGCAUUUACUACAGGCAGGCCAGGGUUAAGGCCUUGCAGGCCGUUUAUCCGGACUACGUGGAUGAGCUGACUCUUUACGGAUCGCGUAACAAUCUGAUCUUCUCGCGGCCGCACAGUGAACCCCCCAGCCCCACCUCAUCGCGUCACACUACGCCAGCGCCUUCGGUGCACGGAUCUGAUGAUGAGGAUUCUGUGGACGAGGAAACCGAACUCAAGGAAUUAGGCAUUAAAUAAACCUCUUAGCCACACGGAGGGCCUUUAAACUUGUAGCGAACAAAACCAACUAAACCUUAAUAACGCGCAAUAUUACCACAAUAAGUUCAAGUAGUGUUGUUCCACCGUUUGUUCAACGAGAGGGUACCAGAGCGGAGAGGCCUACAAAACUAUCUACCUGCAAUUGAAAUGCCAGAUCAAAUUUUGUUCACAUCCAAUCAAAUUAUUAUAUAUGUAUGCCCCCAUUACAAGAAUGAGGAGGACGAGAGAUUUUAUUAAACGUUGUUUAGUCUAUAAGGAGAACAGGGUAGCCCCGCCCUGUUGCCCUGCUCCACACCCUGCCUGUCAAAUAAAUCGUUAUUUAAAGUACACUUA
This is a messenger RNA of Drosophila bipectinata, 2576 nucleotides long. RefSeq names its product glycogen [starch] synthase (gene GlyS). NCBI's taxonomy places the organism in Eukaryota, Metazoa, Arthropoda, Insecta, Diptera, Drosophilidae. Gene Ontology annotation, cellular component: cytoplasm. Gene Ontology annotation, molecular function: alpha-1,4-glucan glucosyltransferase (UDP-glucose donor) activity. Gene Ontology annotation, biological process: glycogen biosynthetic process. The record is from RefSeq and is a predicted model, not a curated record.